Leptosia nina is the source of this 1362-nucleotide messenger RNA. NCBI's taxonomy places the organism in Eukaryota, Metazoa, Arthropoda, Insecta, Lepidoptera, Pieridae. The record is from the annotation of a GenBank genome assembly.
AUGAAUAGUCUAAAGGUGCUUUUGCGUUGUCAGCGCAAUAACGUUUAUAUAAAACGAGCGGCAACCACAAAAAAGAAGAUGCAUGAUCCUAACGAGGAAGAGCAACUACCAAUUUUUCAGUAUCCAGUCAGCAAAAGUUCAGACCGAAGACUUUACGUUUGGGGUUUAGCGGAAACAGGAGCCCUUGGUAUACAUUCACCUUUGGGAAAACAUAGGGGUAGCAAAUCUUAUAAGAAUGACUUCAAGUUUGCCUGGCAUCCUAUGCGAUCCAGCUUUUGUGAAAGAUUUGACGUUAUUCAAAUUGCUUGUGGAUAUGGCUUUACUGUAGCAGCUAUAAAAACAAAAGAACAGCAUAAAGUUUUUGGAACAGGCAUUAACACAGACUCUCAAAUUGGCUACCACGCCCCAAGAAUGGGUCAUCCUUUGGAGAUGCUUCUUAGCCCAGCACCAAUUUAUAUACCAUACAAGUCACUGGAAACUAAGAUUACAGGUCUAGCAGCUGGUCGAGCACAUACCUUAGUUCUGACUGACAAUGAAGGUGUAUUUACUCUUGGAAACAAUGCUUACGGACAGUGUGGAAGAAAAAUAAAUAAAACAGAAGAAUACAGAGGGAGUAUGCAUUCACAUAACAUCAAAAAAUUGGCAGCAGAGAAAAUAAUUGAUGUGUGCGCUGGCCAGGAUCACAGCCUAUUCAUAACGGAAUCUGGAAAGGUGUACUCUUGCGGUUGGGGUGCAGAUGGUCAGACUGGUUUGGGUAAUUUUGACAACCAAGGACCACCGGGUCUAGUCAAAGGAGAUAUCACUAGUGAAAAAAUUGUAAAAGUUGCUUCCACAGUUGAUUGUGUUCUAGCUUUAAGUGAUAAAGGUGAGCUCUUCGGUUGGGGUAACUCUGAAUAUGGUCAAAUACCAGUGACCUCAAAACAACAGCAAGUGAACAUGUCAUAUGCACUUAUCAAUUUUACAAAAGGAAUAGGAAAGAUCGUCGAUAUUGCUGCUGGCGGUUCCUUUUGUCUUAUAUGCAAUGAACAAGGUGAUGUCUUCGUUUGGGGCUUUGGGUUGCUUGGUCUCGGUCCAACUGUCCAUCACACAGCAAACCUGAAGCAGAUACCACCAGCUCUUUUUGGCAGAAAUGAAUUUAACCCAGAGUCAAUGGUAGAAAAAGUCUCAUGUGGAAUUGGACAUUUAGCAGCAAUAACUAAUAAUGGAGAUUUAUAUACAUGGGGCAGAAAUCGACAUGGCUGUUUAGGAUUAGGAAACAAUAAGGAUCAGCAUUUUCCUUUGAAAGUGGGGAUUGGGGCUUAUGUAUUAAAUGCAAAAUGCAGUGUGGAUCAUACAGUUGCUAUUUGUAAACCAUUUGUGUAA